UUUACAAUUCGAUUUUGUCUCAAUAUUUUUACUUAUAUUAUAAAUUAAAGCAAUGGAAAUCGUAAUUCUAAGAAAUAGAAAUAUUAUGUACAUAUCUGAAUCUCUUGUUCAAGAGAUUGGUUGUUUCGUUAGAUAUUUGUACUUGGACAAUAACAUCAUACGGACACUACCCGACGAAUUAUUUACUGGUUGUACAAAUCUUAUGUGGUUAGAUUUAAGAUGCAAUAGAAUACGUCAAUUGCCAAAUGGUAUUCAGGGUCAUACAAAUUUACAAGUAUUGCUUCUGGGCAAAAAUGAUUUAAGGCGAUUGCCUAUAACGCUGGGCUCAUUACCGAAACUUCGAGAAUUACACGUUGCAGGAAAUCCACUUGAUUGCCUUACUAGAGACGUGGUGAAAAAAGGUUCUAAAUAUUUAAUAAGUUUUUUACAAGAAAAAUGGAAAAGUGAACAAAAUAUUUUGGACACCGUUCAAAAAAAUAAUGAUGAAUUAAACGUAGUAAAAAAAAUAGAAGACAAAAUACUUAAAAAAAACAAAAAAAACAAAAAAAUUAUGGAUACGUCAAAAAUGCAGUUGAUGGAAAGAUAUAGUUGGCCAAUGAUAUUUCUUACUAAUUGGAGCACUGACCGUUUAGUUACUGAUCGUGAUAUUAGGAUGAAAGAAUUAGAGAGACUUUAUUUGGAAAAACAAAAAUUAAUAUUACAGAAACAAGAACGAAUUUUACAAUCUUACAAAGAUGAAGAAACUCUGAAAAUAUGGAGAAAUAAAGCAAAACAAUUGCAAUAUUUUGAAAAUUCAUCCAAAUUAAAAAGUUAUCGAGGACUCGAGAUACCAUUUGGAGUAAAUAAAGAAUUUUCAAAAAUGAUAUCCAGACAAACAUACAGACGAGAAAGUGUGGAAAAUAUAAAGUAUAAGAAUGCUGUAAAACCUUCAGUAAUUAAACCGUUUGACUUUGACUUGGAAAUGUCAGAUAUUUACAAAAUGCUAAUAAGUUUAACAUCAAACAAUGUAGAAAAUACAAACAGUGAUAAAAAGAAUGAUCCAAAAAUAUCAAUUGAUUGGGAAAUUCAAAAGUUGCAUGAUAUACAAAAAAGAAUUUCACAAUUGAAAACGCGUAUGAUCUAAUAAAAGAAGACAAAAAUAAUAAUUUCAAUACCAAUUAAAAUAAAAUACUUUUUUAUUUAUUUUACAUUUAUUACAUUAACCUAGUACUAGUUAUAUUAGUUGUACAUUUAUAGAUUUUUAACUGAUCAUAUACACAAAUAGAUAAAAAUUAUGCAUAACCCCAAACUUAGGAAAUAUAAGUUCAUAAGGAUUGGACCUUGGUUAUUGUUAUUCGGUUCAUUUACUCUCUAUGCAGCAUUUAAAUAUCACUUAAAUAAAAACAAUUCACAACACAAUCACUCUAUUUUUUAAAACAAUAAUUCAAGAAUAAAUUAUUUUACUGUCAAAAUGUAUUCUCAUUAUUAUAUUCUAUUGAAAAGUAUACAUACAUACUAGACAUUUUCAUUAAUAUGUAAUUUUAAUGUAGUAGUUUAUAGAUAAAUGACAAAAUCUCAUACUUAUUGUUGAUUAUAUAAACUCUGUUCAGCAAGAGAACAUCCCUAUUCUAUGCAUCUUCACUCAACACUGGAUAUUACUAUGGCGGGCAGUAUGUUCAUGGUGAUGCUGAUUUUUGUUGAGCCAUUGUUUGUUUUCUUGUUAGACAAAGUAUAGAAUAUUUGUAAGUUGUAACACAUUUUAUUAUUAUUAUUUAAAAAUAUUUAUCAGAUUAAUAACUAAUAAAAUAUCAUUAACAAAUACUUUUGAACAUUUAAAUGUUGUAUUUUUUGCUUGGAUGUUAAAAUAUUUAAAAAAUAUCAUGUUUACCAAACCUUCAGAGUUUUAGUUUUAAAUUAUUCCUCUGAUAUAAAUUAUUGAAUAAAAAAAAAUUGUCAUAAUUUGCUUAUUUUAAACUUAAUUUAUAAGUCCAUUUAUGAUAAUAAAAUACUAAGGUUUGUGUAAAGAUAAACAUAUUAACAAUUAAUUAAAUGUUGGAAAAAAAAUUAUUUCAGUUGGAAAUAAGUAACACAUUUAACUAUAUAAUAGUGUAUGUAAGAUAUCCAUUAUCCCAGCCUCGCAUCAAAUGAAUAUUUUUAUAUUAUUUAU
Messenger RNA from Myzus persicae (green peach aphid), 2146 nucleotides. RefSeq names its product leucine-rich repeat-containing protein 40-like. The record is from RefSeq and is a predicted model, not a curated record. The transcript is spliced from 10 exons. Bases 53 to 1123 code for a protein of 356 amino acids. Gene Ontology annotation, molecular function: protein binding. NCBI's taxonomy places the organism in Eukaryota, Metazoa, Arthropoda, Insecta, Hemiptera, Aphididae.